AUGGCUACUCCAACGGAAGCUGUAACAAUGGCACAAGAAGUAGUUAAAACCAUGUUAGCCAAAGGAUACAUCCUAGGCAAGGAUGCAUUAGCCAAGGCGAGAGAGUUUGAUGAAUCCCAUAAAGUGUCUGCCGCAGCUGCUGCGAAGGUUUGUGAAUUGAGCAAGAGAAUUGGGCUCACUGGCAGGAUCAAUGCAGGAGUUGAUACGCUCAAAUCAGUGGAUAAGAGGUACAAUGUCUCUGGAAUUACUGGCACAGCAUUGGCAGCUACAGGCAGGGGUGUGGCAGCUGCAACCAAUGCCUUUGUUAAGAGCAGCUACUUCUCUGCUGGCGCUCUUUGGGUGUCUGAUGCUCUUGCCCGGGCUUCUAAAGCUGCAGCUGAACUGGGAAGUCAUUCCAGUAAGAAGUGAACUAUGGAAACUUUUUAUGCUCGACUGUACUGUACGAAUUGGCAAUCUAAGCUGGCCUUCUUUCUGCUUGGUUAAGCAAGGACAGUUCUUUUCUGUAAUGUAAUUAAUGAUAAUAGUAAUGAGGCUUCCAAAAUUUUAACUA
Molecule: messenger RNA, 550 nt
Organism: Nymphaea colorata (pocket water lily)
Lineage: Eukaryota; Viridiplantae; Streptophyta; Magnoliopsida; Nymphaeales; Nymphaeaceae
Product: binding partner of ACD11 1-like
Exons: 1
Coding region: 1-408 (135 amino acids)
Source: RefSeq, a predicted model, not a curated record